AGAGAGGGCUCCUUGCUUCUCUUCUGAAAAUCACCUUUCCUUUGAGAUCUCUGCCCAGGACCUUCACAUUUCCAGAGGGAGAUAGAAACAGACCAGGAGCAACUGGAUAGUUUGAUAAGAUGGUGCAUGGUCACAAAGGAUUCAAGUUCCAGAACUGGGCACAGACCUAUGGCUGCCACCCAGAGAUGUACUUUCAGCCCACAAGUGUGGAGGAGGUCAGACAGGUGUUGGACUUAGCCAGGCAGCAAAACAAACGUGUGAAGGCAAUUGGAGGAGGCCAUUCACCCUCAGACGUCGCCUGCACUGAUGGCUUCAUGAUCCAUAUGGGGAAGAUGAACCGGAUCCUCAAGGUAGACAAGGAAAAGCGUCAAGUCACAGUGGAAGCUGGAAUCUUUCUGAAGGACUUGAAUGUGGAGCUGAGCAAGCAUGGCCUGGCACUCUCCAACUUGGGAGCCGUGUCAGAUGUCACUGCUGCUGGUGUGAUUGGGACCGGCACCCACAACACAGGAAUCAAGCAUGGCAUUUUGCCCACUCAGGUGGCGGCAUUAACUCUUCUGACAGCAGCAGGAACGAUAAUCGAGUGCUCUGAGACCAGCAAUGCGGAAAUAUUCAAGGCUGCCCUCGUGCAUCUUGGCUGCCUUGGUAUCAUACUCACCAUUACCUUCCAGUGUGUGCCCCAGUUCUAUUUGCAAGAGACCUCCUUUCCUUCCACCCUUAAAGAGGUUCUUGACAAUUUAGACAGCCAUCUCAAGAAAUCUGAAUACUUCCGCUUCCUUUGGUUUCCCCACAGUGACAAUGUCAGUGUCAUCUACCAAGACCACACCAACAAGCCACCUGCCUCGGCUGCCAACUGGUUUUGGGACUAUGCCAUUGGAUUCUACCUUCUGGAGUUCCUGCUCUGGGUCAGCACCUUCCUGCCCCGCCUCGUGCACUGGAUCAAUCGCUUUUUCUUCUGGCUUCUGUUCACCAGCAAGGUGGAGAGCAGUGAUAUCAGCUACAAGAUCCUCAACUACGAAUGUCGCUUCAAGCAGUAUGUCCAGGACUGGGCCAUUCCCAUUGAAAAGACAGCAGAGGCCUUGCUGGAGCUGAAGGCCAUGCUGGAGAACAAUCCCAAUGUGGUGGCCCAUUACCCCGUGGAAGUACGGUUUGCAAAGGGAGAUGACAUCCUGCUCAGUCCAUGUUUCCAGAAAGACAGCUGCUACAUGAACAUCAUCAUGUACAGGCCCUAUGGAAAGGAUGUUCCCCGCCUGGACUACUGGCUGGCCUACGAGCGCAUCAUGAAGAAGGUUGGAGGGAGGCCCCACUGGGCCAAGGCACACACCUGCACCCGGAAAGACUUCGAGAAGAUGUAUCCAUCCUUUCAGAAAUUCUGUGCUAUCCGGGAAAAACUGGACCCCACUGGAAUGUUCCUGAAUGCAUACUUGGAGAAAGUGUUUUAUUAAAAUGAGGGAGAAAAUGUAAAAUAAGCCUUGCUGCUUGCCCCAAGAUACCCCAACUUUCCAUUCCCACCAGCUGCUACUCCCCCCAGUAUAGCACAGUACUAGACCAAAUCUCAGAUCCAUAGAAUUUCAGAUGUUAUAGCAUCUCCAGAAACUGGCUACUCUGUCCCUCUUCUACCUGACAGCCUCCAGAGAUGGGUCCAGAGGCUGCCCAUUCCAUUUCUGGACAAUUCUAAUUGUUAGGAAAUUUUUCUUUCUAUUGAAUAGAAAUCUGCAUUUAUGCAGUUUCCACCACUUUUCAUGAUUCUGCCUUCAAGCAGAAAAGUUUUCCAUUUUCUACAUGACAGUUCUUCAAAUACUUGAAGACGGUCCUCAUAUCCUCUCUAUCUCCUAAACACUAAGUCUAAACACUAAGGAUCAGAAAUUUAAAGUUGGAAGGGAAGUUAAAGGUCAUGUAGUCUGACCCCAUACAUCAUUUUACAAAUGAGGAAACUGAGGCCCAGGGAGGUUAAAGUGUUUUGCCCAGGGUUAUACAGGUGAUAUGUUGCAGAGACAGAAUUGGAACAUGGGUUUCUCUUUCUAAAUCCAAUGUUCUUCCCACUGCAACAGUCUGCCUCCCAUCCCCAGUUUCUUCAAAUGGACUACGACAUGAACUCCAGUUCCUUCACCAACCAGGCUGCCCUCUAACUUUUCAAUAUCUUCUCCUAAGAUAUAGCACCCCAGAACCUAGCAUAAGAGGCUCAUUAUCCUGGUUAUAAUGCCCCUAAAAGACAAUAGAGAAAGAUCUCGUGUCCAACAUGAACUUCCCUUCUGUGCACAAACACUGGGUGUUUCUGUACCAGCCAGUCCAGAAUGACCACAAUAUCAGAACUGCAUUACCAGCAGUGACCUCAUUUCUUUUUAUUAUUAAUGAUAUAAAUCAACUGUUUCAGAUUACUUUCUCCAUCCCCCCUCCCCAAUAAAAUGAAAGUUCCUUGAGAUCAGGACAGGAAUUAUUUUUCCUCUUUCUCUUCCUCAUUAUUCCCCUUGUUUUUCCUCCUUAUUUCUUCUCCUCCUUAUUCUCUUCCUUCACCUCCUCCUUCUCCUCUUCCAAUCUCCUCCUCUUUUUCCUUCUAUUUCUUCUGCUCUUUCUCCUUCUUUUUUUCCUUCUUGUUCCACCUCUUCCUCAUAAUAUUCCCUUUCUUCUUCCUCCUCCUCCUUUUUUCUUCUUUCUUCCCUUUUUUUUCUUGUAUCCCCUAACACAGUGCCUGGAAGUUUAUAAAGGCUUGUUGAAGGAAUGAACAAAUAAGGACUUAGAUGAAUAUUAUAAGCAUCACACACUUUCAACCAUACUGCUUUCUUCAAUCUUAUACUCAUCAGCCUAUCUUCCUCCAUUAAACUUAUUAUUUUUUGCUAUCUUUUAAUAAAAUGCUUUAUUGAUGUC
Molecule: messenger RNA, 2862 nt
Organism: Trichosurus vulpecula (common brushtail)
Lineage: Eukaryota; Metazoa; Chordata; Mammalia; Diprotodontia; Phalangeridae
Product: L-gulonolactone oxidase
Exons: 12
Coding region: 120-1442 (440 amino acids)
Cellular component (GO): membrane
Molecular function (GO): D-arabinono-1,4-lactone oxidase activity; FAD binding
Source: RefSeq, a predicted model, not a curated record